Chenopodium quinoa (quinoa) is the source of this 666-nucleotide messenger RNA. Its product is annotated as kunitz trypsin inhibitor 2-like. Gene Ontology annotation, molecular function: endopeptidase inhibitor activity. The record is from RefSeq and is a predicted model, not a curated record. The transcript has a single exon. NCBI's taxonomy places the organism in Eukaryota, Viridiplantae, Streptophyta, Magnoliopsida, Caryophyllales, Amaranthaceae. Bases 1 to 666 code for a protein of 221 amino acids.
AUGAUUACUAGUCAUUCUGUCAUCCCAGCAAUCAUCUUCCUCCUGAUCCUCUUUCCCCCUCGUGGCAAUGCUGUGCCUGCUAACAAUGCCGUCUUUGACACUAAGGGCCGGCCACUCCGAGCUAAGUCAAGGUACAACAUCCUUCCGGUGGCUCAAGGCCAAGGUGGUGGCCUAACAAUGUCACCUAAAAACAGAACCUCAUUUUGUCCUCUUCAUGUUGUGCAGGAGGAUCAGGAAAUCUACCCUGGCCUUCCUGUAUGGUUUCUUCCCAAAGACUCCAGCCAACGUGUGGUUACUCUCUCCUCUGACCUCAACAUCCUUUUCAACUCGGUCAAUGUAUGCCUGCAAUCUGCUGGGUGGCAGUUAAUCGUUGAUGAUGCCACGAGGAGGAAGUAUGUGACAACUGGAGGAGCCAUUGGAAAUCCAGGGGAGGAGACGAUAAGUAGUUGGUUUUACAUAGAGAAGGCUGGGAGAGGGGGUAAUAUAGAUGAUUUUCAUUAUAUGAUUUUGUAUUGUCCAAAUGUUUGCCAAUUUUGUAUGGUAAUGUGUGGACAUGUGGGUGUUUUUGUUCAAGAAGAUGGGAGUAGAUUGCUCGGUCUUACAGAUCACCCCCUUCAUGUCAUGUUCAAGAAGGCUAGGAACCGCUCAGACUCAGAGUCUUCCUGA